CACACGACAGGUUUGUGUUUACGAGCUGCAUCUGGGAGCAUGGAGGGCGAGGCGCUACCCCGACCCGUGUAAACGCCACCCUACGGGCUGUCAACCGCCGCGUCCCAGCUAUGCAGGGCGCAUAUAGUGAAAUAGGGUUUGUACAGCAGAUCCUCAGCCUGAAUUUGGUACCUAGGGAAAAUGGCACCAAAUGUGGCAACGACACAUCGCUGUGCGGCUUCUCAGAGAUGUGGUAUGGUGUGUUCCUUUGGGCAGUGGCUUCCUCGCUGAUGUUCCACCUCCCCGCAGCUCUCCUGGCCGUCGCAACACUGCGGUGGCACAAGGUGGCACGGUUCAUGCCCGUCGCCAUCCUGCUCAUGAGCGUCCUGGGCCCAGUGUGUGGGGGGGUUCUCACCAGUGCCGCGAUUGCAGGUGUGUACAAAGCGGCAGGGAAGAAGAUGAUUUCGCUGGAGGCCUUGGUUUUUGGGGUGGGGCAGUCCUUCUGCGUCCUGCUCAUCUCCUUCUUCAGGGUCUUAGCCACGCUAUAACACUGGCCCAGGUGGUGCCAAGCAGUGCCUCAAAUUGCUGUGGGGCGAGCACCGGCAAGAUUGCAUAUUGCCCUUGACAUCUCACAGAUGGGCCGCACCCUGCUGUCCAGAGCGCUUACAAGCUUUGCAGUGUCUGUAUACCCACAAAGCUUCAGGGAAGGACUCUUUAGGAUUUGACAGCUGGAUCAUCCUUAUUCUCUCUCAGGCAAUUUGGAGGGAGUCCCCACAGGUUUCCAUCUGAAAUUCAAGUUUUCAGGCAAGCAGCUUCUCAGCAGAUAGAUCUUUCUAUUAGUACUGCCGAUGUGAGCAAGUCAUGGUUAACUCUCACAUGUUCUGUGUCCUGUGGCAUUCUCAGAUGUCGGCUGCUGGGUUGUGAUGUCAUCACUAUGAGACAUGGUGCCCAUGUUGACCCAGCAGUGACUUGCACUGAAUUUCCUUUCCAAUAUUUAAUGAAAACUCUAUGCAUUCAUUUGCGUUUUUCCAUUCGAAGAGGAAGGUGCAAAAUGUUUACAGAUGGAUUUCUCUCUCCUAAUUUCAGUAGAAGCUUAUGAUUCAGUAAUUAAAUUUGCACAUGCAUUCUGGCCUCUGGUGUUCUCAACACACUUGUACUUCAAAUAUUUUCAACUUUGAAAAAGAAUAUUGCAGAGUCUGAUGAAAACUAAAGGGUUUCCUUUACAACAAUUAUGCUUUCUUGUUAUAUACUUAGACAUUUUCAAAUUUAGCCAAAUGUUUAAUAUGAUUUAUCAUCCAAUGCAUUUUAUUUCUGAAUAUGUAAUAUCUGACUUACUUAAUAAGCUGUAAUUAUAUUUCUAGAACGUUAACCAAAAUAUAAGGUUAAAAAAAGACUAGCGUUUCUUUGAAAUACACUGGAUUUUUUUAUGCUAACUGCAAAUUUGUGGAACGUGAACAAUAUGUUAAACAUCAUAAUUGCAGCCAAUUUGGCAUUAGAUUAAGAUCGUCGUAAAAAAACUACAAAGUACCAGCAUUAAAAUGCAUAGUCAUCUACAUGUGGAUGGAAAACUCUACAGCGGACAGACUUUAAUAACGUGUUUGUCCUUCUAAUUAAUUUUAGCUUUAGGAAAGGAAGAACAGCCGAGUGAAUAUGAUAUGGUCAUAUGUGCGUUGAAAGACACUCAUGGGCAUGUGUUUGGGAUGAAGACUUUCUGCUUAAUGAGACUCCUAGCACUUUCCCCUUGUCCUCGUGCUGUUAUCAUCAAUGGGUCUUUGAUAAGUUUCAUUUGUGAUCUGAUUUGUUAUAAUUUUACAACCAGCUUCAUUUGACCUGCUGUACACUAAGUGCCAAUAGUUUUCCAUCAACUAGAUUUCAGAAUAAAAUGAUGUAAAAUA
Brienomyrus brachyistius is the source of this 1874-nucleotide messenger RNA. RefSeq names its product transmembrane protein 170A-like. The record is from RefSeq and is a predicted model, not a curated record. Gene Ontology annotation, cellular component: endoplasmic reticulum membrane. Gene Ontology annotation, biological process: endoplasmic reticulum tubular network organization. The coding region runs from base 111 to 527 and encodes 138 amino acids. Lineage: Eukaryota; Metazoa; Chordata; Actinopteri; Osteoglossiformes; Mormyridae. The transcript is spliced from 3 exons.